AUGUCCUUCACGCUUACUGUCCGCCAGGGCCCUGCGCGUCUUGCGCAGAGGCUUCCUGAGCUUUCAAAGACCGCUUUCCGCAAUACUGCAUCCGCCCGAAGCUUCCACGUCCAGGCUAAGCCUACUGCCAACUUCUUCACCUCACGCCUCACAUCCGCUGCUACACGCAAUACUUUCCAGCGAACAAGCCGCGCCGGCGGUCGAUCUUACCACCAGGAGGCUGCCCGCGUGGCAGCGCCUCAGUCAACAAGUCGAAGACUUUUGGUUGGAGGUGCCAUCUUCGGUGGUACACUUGUCGCCAUCAAUGCCGUCUUCAACCGUGAAACCCGUGAGGAUGGUGGCAUGCCCAUCUACGAGCGCGAAUACCUGAACAACACCUUCUUGCACACCGGUCUCGGAAUUGGUAUCAUUGGAUUGACGGCUCGACAAAUGGUUCAGACUGGUUUCGUUUACCGAAUUAUGGUGACCAACCCUUGGGUUGUCGGUAUUGGUGGCCUCGCUCUCAGCUUCGCUACCAUGAUUGGAACUCGAUCUAUCAGCCCUGAUAACUAUAUCCCCAAGUACGCUCUCUGGACCGCCUUUAACGCCACCCAGGCAGCUUUUGUCGCCCCUCUCCUCGCCUUCGUUCCUCCUGCUAUCCUGGGUCGUGCUGGUCUCUACACCAUUGCCAUGAUGGGUGGUCUUGCUCUUGUCGGUGCCACUGCCAAGCAGGAGAAGUACCUCUACAUUGGUGGUCCUCUCCUGGCUGGUGCUGCCAUUGUUGCCGCCUCUGGUCUUGCCCCUCUUGUCCUUCCUGCCACUGCUCUCCGAACUAUCGCUUUCACUGAGAGCAUCUGGCUCUACGGUGGUCUUGCUGUCUUCGGUGGCUUCACCCUCUACGAUGUCCAGAAGGUCCUACACCACGCCCGUCUCGCCCAGGCUGGUGUCAUGCGCCGUGACCCCGUCAACGAGAGUAUCUCUCUCGAGCUUGACUUCCUUAACAUCUUCAUCCGCAUGGUGCAGAUCUUAAUGAUGCAGCAGAACCGACGCAAGUAA
Messenger RNA from Fusarium sp. VM40, 1035 nucleotides. Lineage: Eukaryota; Fungi; Ascomycota; Sordariomycetes; Hypocreales; Nectriaceae. The record is from the annotation of a GenBank genome assembly.